Anopheles arabiensis is the source of this 985-nucleotide messenger RNA. It is a transcript of the gene Gas41, whose product is annotated as YEATS domain-containing protein 4. The coding region runs from base 117 to 809 and encodes 230 amino acids. The record is from RefSeq and is a predicted model, not a curated record. The transcript has 3 exons. Gene Ontology annotation, biological process: regulation of DNA-templated transcription. NCBI's taxonomy places the organism in Eukaryota, Metazoa, Arthropoda, Insecta, Diptera, Culicidae.
UCGAAUUUUGUUUACAAACAACUUUUGUGAGGGUACAAGCUCGCACUUUCGCUUACAAUUUGUGUAAAAAUCGCAAUUUGCUUUGGUUUUUUCGAGUUUAAGCUAACGCCCUCAACAUGAACAUGCUAACGCACUUCGGUCCCGACUCGGGGGGCCGGGUUAAGGGGCUGACGAUAGUGAAACCGGUGGUGUACGGCAAUGUGGCCCGCUCGUUUGGCAAGAAGCGGGAAGAGGACGGGCACACGCACCAGUGGACGGUGUACGUGAAGCCGUACCACAACGAGGAUAUGCAGUCGUACGUGAAGAAGAUACACUUCAAGCUGCACGAAAGCUACGCCAACCCGAACCGCAUCAUCACGAAGCCCCCGUACGAGGUGACCGAGACGGGCUGGGGCGAGUUCGAGAUUGUGAUCAAAAUCCACUUCCACGAUCCGACCGAGCGGCCCGUCACGAUGUACCACAUCCUGAAGCUGUUCCAGUCGCCCGUCCUGGACGGGGAGGUUUCGACGCAGAUCGAGGGCAAGAAGGGUCUGGUGUCGGAGCAGUACGAAGAGCUGGUGUUUCAGGAACCGACCCAGCUGAUGCAGCAGCAGCUGACGAAUGUGAAACCGGUCACUACCGGCAGCUGGAAGCAUGAUACGGAUUUUGAGGAAAAGCAGCGGCAAGCGUUGGAAAACAUAAUUGACACCAAGGCGAAGGUAAUAUCGGAAAUUGCACUACUGAAAGAGAAGCUGAAGCUGGCGCGGGAAACGAUUGCCAAGUUCAAGACGGAAAUGUCCAAGGUUCAGGGACAGCAAGCGGCAGCCUGAGCAAUCUCGAGAUGUAGUAGCGUAAGUUUUUUUUUACAGUAUCAGUCAUUUUAAGUGUACACUAACAAUUAAGGGAAUUUUUCGACUGUAUAAUAAACGACAACAUGAAGAAGAAAUGGUGAAAAAUAUCAAAGACAAACGAACAUAAAGUACAGUAUUUGUAUGAUUUUAUUUUA